GAUGUCUGUUUUUCACGUCUUUCAGUUCAGUGCUGAAUGAAUUCUGAAAUAUUGGGAAUAGAAACGUACAGAUUAUGAUUUGUAGUAAUAAUAACAUUUUAUGUGAAAAUGUUCUAUUAGUUUAAGAAAUACGUGUCAAAUAACCAAGUUUAAAUACAAUAACACAAUGAAGUUAUUAUAUACUUUGUCUUUUAAAGAAUACGUUUUUAUUUGUAGUUAUACAAAUACUGUAGACUUUCUUUAGGUCUAUGUUAAGAAAUUGUUUAACAAUUAACAAAAAAUUAGGAAAACAUGGACUGGUCUGCAGUCUCUAGUCACUUCAAACAGACAUGGCUUACUACUAUAAUGAGCAUGAUUUUAUUUACUGGCGUAACAUAUUUUUUGAUGUGGUCAGAGUGCCAAACUAUUCAAAGCAACUUAAUGUUAGAAGACCUAAUAUCAGCUGCAGAAAGCAUUGAUGUAUUUACAAAAGAUGAAGCUGAACAAUAUGAGUCUAAAGUGGUCCAUAUUACAGGACCUCUUAGGAUAUUAGAGCCCAUCUCAGAACCUGACUAUAAUAUACAUGUACAAGCUGUGAAGUUACGAAAGAGAGUGCAAAUGUACCAGUGGAUAGAGGAAACAACGGAAACAGAGAAUUUUCUAAGCGAGCCGGCAGAGGAAUCUCAAAAGACAUACUGGUAUCAUAAGGACUGGAGAGACUAUGUUGUUGAUUCAUCGUUGUUCUAUAUAAGACCUGGACACCACAACCCCACAUCAAUGCCAAUGUUCAGCGAAACUCAUAUUGCUGAUGAUGUGAAAAUAGGAUGGAUGUUUUUAGGUAUGGAUGUCAAACGUAAAGUAAAUGAUUAUUAUGAGAUCUGGUCUGACACCCGUCCAGACAGGAGUGACAUCAAACUGCACUCCGGCUUUUAUUACCAUGGCAACAGCGCAUUGGAACAUGAAAUAGGUGAUCUUCGUAUUCAUUUCUCUUAUGCCGGCCGAGAGGAUGAUAUUUAUACAGCAGUGGGUUUGGUCGAGAGGGCUACUCUUCAACCAUAUAGCGCUGAACGUUUUCCUACAGCUGACCCCAUAUCAUUACUAAGGAAGGGAUCAUACAGCCUAAAACAGUUGCAUGAUUUAGAGAAACGUGAUGCAAACACACACACAUGGAAAUACAGGCUGUUGGGGUUUGUGCAAGUAUUUGCAUCGGCUAUGACUCUGCAUCCUGAAUGGCUGACAUUAUUUCUUCAAUGCCAAUGGAUAUCUAGUAACUUAAGGAGAUGUACAAGAUUGUGGGUUAAUUUAGUGCUUUCUUUCUCAUAUACACUGUUUGUGGUCUCUAUGCCUUGGUUGGUCCACAAGCCUGCUCUAGGGUUGAUGAUACUUAUGGGCAGUUUUUGUCCGUUGCUACACUACUCCACGCUACUGGCCCGUGAACCACGACAUUCGCUUUGAAUAACAACAGGAGAACUCGUUAUUUUGAAAUCUGCUUACCAUAGAACUGAUUAUGUUACAUGUUUGAAGAACUCAUUAUCAUAGUCCUUAGAAUAAUGUGAGAAAUGAGAACGAUGUUUUAUUGUUGCCAUAUUUAAAUUAUUUUCAGCUUUAUAAAUAUCACGUUAAUAAAUAAAAAUUACCAUUUAGUUAUAUAUGGGACAUAUUGUUUGGGACAUAUAUGGGACAUACUGUUUCACAGUUUACAUCUUCACCUGAGUUGGUCUGAAGUCUGAACAAAAAGGUUUGUUCAGGUUAGAGAAGUUUUUCCUACUGCUCCUAAAUUACUGAACAACUGAAUAUGUUUAAGAAGUGUUAUCUUCUACUUGGUCUUUUGUGAAUAAGCAUCCGGUUUCCUCUUUUUGAACAUUUAAUUCCUAAACCGCAGAUUUAAUAAUCUUAUUCUUCCCUCUUUUUCAACAAUAAAAUCCUUAAUAUCAUUCCCUAAGUAACGUCCUAUGGAUUGGAUAAUCUUGUGCUUACCUCUUUUUUUUAAUAAAAUCACUAAGAUAUUUUCCUAAAUAAUGUCCAAUACACCACCAUCGAUUACACCACCCAUUUCCUUUCAGUACAGAAUGAAGUCAAACUAAAGCAAAGUCCUCCGGAACAAUCAUUCUGUCUUAUCCAAAUAAGUUAACAGUGACUUCAAAUAUUCUGUAGUUACUUCUGUAAAACAUUACUUAUUGGAGAACCUCACUCAUUGGAAUUGAAGACUAUUAAUUACAUUCAAAUAAGAAAGACUAACCAAAAAGAUACGUACUAAUUUAUGUCCCAAAGUAAACAUUAUAUGUUAUUUUAAAAAAAAGGUAUAUUGCUCAUUUAUAUUAAAUCGUAGGCUUUUUAAGGUAACAUAGUUUAGCUUUAUAAAAACAUUUCAGAUUUGACUAAGCGACCAAUGACAUUUAUUCUUAGUAUGAUAAAUAUAUCAGUAUUAUAUAUUUUAUAUACACCAAAACAAAACAUAGUGCACAAUUAGAAAUAUGGAUAAAAAUAGGAAUUGUAUAAAAAAAACAUGGUUUUAUGGUAAAAAGAAAGAAAUUGUCAAUGGUCUUCAAACUAUAAAUUAAAGUUAUUGCAAUAUUAAGUGUCGGUAUUUACCUUCUAGUCUUUCUAUGUAUGUGUUUUAUAAAUUUAAAGUAGUUUAUUAAAAUGUAUAAAAUUUUCAUUAAACAUUUUUAAUCGUAUAAUAACUACAGUUGGGAAUCCUUUUAAAAAAUAUUUUUCCUCUUAUAUAAUUUAUGACAAAUAGAAAUAUUUUAGAUUUGUGUGUCAAAGUAAGCUGGAACCUAGUAAGUAUGGUUUGUGAAUAUGACUUAUCAAAUAGAAUUUUAUACCGUAUCAUAAAUUUGUACUAAGUAGUCUAAAAAGUUAAAUACAUAUUAUAAACUAUAUGUAGGAUCUCAUAAACAAAUAUAACAAAAAUUUGAGAUUAUUCGGGUUUGUUAUUAAAAUUUACUUUCACAUUUAACUUUGAUUAGUUUGAGUAAUUUUGUUGGUAUUAAAACUUACAAUGCUAAAAUUUGUAAAUCCUGAUAAAAACUUGCUUAGUUAUUUUUUUUUAUCAGGAGCUCUCUAAUAUUAUGUGUCAUGCUAAUUCAUGUAAAACCAACAGAGUGCGGUAGCAGUUUUUACUUUUUAGGUUAAUUUGGAUAAAUUAGAAUAUUUUAACCUGAGACAUGCGAAGCACCACAUGAUAUGAAUAAUUAUAAACAGUCAUAUUUUUAUUAUUUUAAUUUUAUAUUAUUGUUUUAUGUACUAAUGUAAUAGUAAAUAAUAAUGAAACCCUUUUAAAAAUUAUGAAUGAAAUAAAAUUAAUUAAUUCCAGUAAA
Molecule: messenger RNA, 3302 nt
Organism: Danaus plexippus (monarch butterfly)
Lineage: Eukaryota; Metazoa; Arthropoda; Insecta; Lepidoptera; Nymphalidae
Gene: Tmem43
Product: transmembrane protein 43 homolog
Exons: 8
Coding region: 292-1434 (380 amino acids)
Biological process (GO): nuclear membrane organization
Cellular component (GO): nuclear inner membrane
Source: RefSeq, a predicted model, not a curated record